AUGAUUGAAAGUGGCGAAACAUCUACGUCACAUCUGAAUACAAAUGACAAUACGUCGACCAGAGAUUCGAACGAAAAUCAUUUUGUUAUUUCUAAAUGUAAACGACAUCCUACAGUCACUCCAUUAAGAAAUGAUAAUAACGACAACGAAGAUGAAUUGGAAGGUGAAGAGCGUCUGCUAACAGUCUGCUGUAGAUCAGGAAGGCUUGGAGCUGCUUGUUACACGCUUCAAACGGGCGAGCUUUUAAUCUUAGAAGAGAUAACGGACCGAGCUCCAGAACACCAGAUUUUCUUAUCUCUAUUCAAUCAAAUCGAGCCUGUGAAGAUCAUAAUGGAUGGAAAAUCCCAGGGUACCCUCAUAAAUGCUGUGAAGAAAAUCGUCUUCACCGACAGUAACGGGGGAAAGUGCAAACUAAUAUUUGUAUCCGCUAAAGAAUACAAUUUCGAAGCAUGUAAGCGCCGUAUUUACUCCCUGUCUCUCCCCAACGAGCCUCCUCACUGCUCGGACGAGGAGCGCCUCGUUUUCCUCCGUACUGCCAUAGACUUCGCUCAGACCCAAACUGUGCACGCGCUAGGCGCUAUGCUGAGAUACCUAGACCUUAACUGGUCUAACCUAAGCAUGAAUCUGCACGGAAAACCUGAGUUUUUAAACUUAAAGAGAAUAUCUCUAAAUGAUAUAGUAUCAAUGGAUGAAGAUACAUACCGAGGCUUACAAAUCUUCAGCUCGCUAUCACAUCCCAGCGGGUUUAAGAAGGGUGUGCAAGGGAGCAACAAGGAGGGACUGAGUCUCUUUCAGAUCUUUAGCAAGUGCUCUUCGAAAGUCGGACAUAGGCGUAUGAGACAAUUUCUCCGUCACCCAACGAAAGACAUCGAAACACUUAAACGUAGACAAGAUGUCAUAGCUUACUUCAUUAGACCACAAAGCGACUCCAUCAUGAGAAAUAUUUGUGCUUCUCUUAGAUUCGUAAAAAACGUUAAUGGCAUACUAGCGAAAAUCAAGGCGUUAUCAGCUAAGGCUUAUCAAUGGAAAUCGCUUUACAAUGCUCUAUACAACGUUGUACUCAUUUGUGAAAUGUGCGAAAAUGCUGGACAAGCUUGUGAAUAUUUGGAACAACUGGCGACUUACGAUACCAACAAACUCUACGAGAUGGCACUCUACAUGAAUCGAAUAAUAGACUUCGAUCUGUCAAAGUCUGAAGGGAAAUUCACCGUGAAAGCUGGAGUGGACCCCGACCUAGACAUAAAAAAACAAACAAUGGCCAGUCUCCAUCGUCUGAUGUCUGAAACGGCCAAGAUCGAACUGGAGCGCUUACCGACUUUCAUAGAGGAGUGUACCAUGUUGUACAUGCCGCACUUAGGCUAUCUCCUAGGAGUCAAGGCCUGGGAUGAAAAGCUAACGAUGGAAGACAAGGAACUGCCAAAUAUGAAGUUUAUGUUUCAAAACAACGACUAUAUACAUUACAAGAGCAGAGGAUGCGAAGAAUUAGACGUGAUGAUAGGCGACACGUAUCCGGAGAUAGUGGCUCAUGAGACGCGGAUCAUGAUGCGGCUCACUUCCAUCCUGCUGGAAAACCUGCACGCACUGGCUGCCGUCAUAGAUAAGUGUGCUGAGUUAGAUUGCUUAAUAACGAUAUCGAAGGUAUGCAAAGAAUACAAUUACGUUCGACCGACAUUAACUACAGACAAAGUGAUAGACAUAAAGCAAGGCAAAGAUCCGCUUUAUAUUACGACCUGUGACAACUUUGUACCCAACGAUGUACUCUGCAGUCGGGAGGCGGGCUAUGUCAAGAUCCUGACUGGACCCAACUCUAGUGGGAAGUCCGUUUACAUGAAGCAAAUAGGGUUGAUAGUGUAUUUAGCGCACAUCGGCAGCUUCGUCCCGGCGGAGGCGGCGACUGUCGGCGUGGUGAGCCAUAUCUACUCCAGGAUACAGUCCACCGAAUGUGUCGCGGCUCACAUGUCCGCAUUUCUCAUCGAUCUAAGACAGAUGUCUCUCGCUCUACAAGAGUCGACCACCAACUCCCUCAUCAUCAUCGACGAGUUCGGCAAGGGCACGACCGAGACGGACGGACUCGCCUUGCUGGCCGCCUGCCUGAACACUUUACUGUUCCGGGAGGACGACUGCCCACACUCGCUGCUAGCGACCCACUUCUUUAAUCUCAAAGAAUAUAUAGUGGAUACUCCGAUUGUCAAUUUUUGGCGUUUCGAGUACGUGCAGCAGGGCGGCGCGCCCGUGUUCCAGCACCGCGUGGCGCGCGGCGCCGCGCCCGCCGCGCCCACGAACACCUUACCCCCAGCUAAUAAGAAGGUCACUAACAAACUACAAUCAAUGAUAGAAAUGAUGAAAACGGAAUUGCUCGCUGCAGACAUUUAA
Messenger RNA from Nymphalis io (European peacock), 2373 nucleotides. Its product is annotated as mutS protein homolog 5-like. Gene Ontology annotation, biological process: chiasma assembly; mismatch repair. Gene Ontology annotation, molecular function: ATP binding; mismatched DNA binding; ATP-dependent DNA damage sensor activity. Lineage: Eukaryota; Metazoa; Arthropoda; Insecta; Lepidoptera; Nymphalidae. Bases 1 to 2373 code for a protein of 790 amino acids. Gene Ontology annotation, cellular component: nucleus. The transcript is spliced from 18 exons. The record is from RefSeq and is a predicted model, not a curated record.